AUGCUGCAACUCGCCUUGCUGUGCGCCGUCGUGCAACAGACCACUGAGCGUGCACACUUUAGCCAGUACAAGAGUGCUCAGACCUUGUACGACGCUGUAGUUGCACGCUACUCUUCCCCUGCCACUGCUGCACUGAGCCGCCUCAUGCUACCGCACCUCUUCCCUGACCUUGCUGCCUUUCCCACAGUCGCUGACCUCAUUACGCACCUCCGCACUAGUGACACUCGCUACCGCGCUGCACUUCCUGGUGAGUUCUGCACCAAGAACCCCCCCCCCAUGUACAUCACCUUCUACUACAUAGUCACCCGGCUCCCUGACUCUCUUCGGGUAGUCAGGGGCCACUUCCUCUCUGUUUGCCCCACCACUCUCGCCGUUGACCUCCUCGAGAAGGCCCUCCUAGCGAUAGAGAAGAGCAUAGUCGCUGUAGGAGCCUCUCGUGGUGACCCUCGCACCCCCGUCUUUGAGGGGUGUUCUCCCUCCCCCCUCUUGCCCUCUGUUGCCUCUGCUGCUGCGGCCGACCUCGUUGGUUUUGAGUCGGUCGGCGCUGCAUCUACCCCGAGCGGGAGACGCCGCACUGGCAAGGGCAAGGGGGGCAAGGGCACUGGAGGGGCUGGCGGGGGCGGUGGAGGUGGUGAUGGAGGCAGUGGAGGGAGUGGGGGUGGUGGUGGGAGUGGUGCUGGGGGUGGCGGCGGCGGCGGCAGCAGUCGAGGCGGCGGAGGCAGUGGAGGUGGCGAAGGGAGCGGAGGCGGCGGAGGUAGUGGAGGAGGCGGAGGUGGAGGAGGCCGCGGAGGCGGCGGCGGCGGCGGUGGUGGAGCGAAUCACGACUCUGCGCAGAGGAGUGGCGCCGGUGGUGGUCAGCGCCAGGAGCAGCAGCGGACUGGAGUGACCCUGUCCCCUCAGCAGCUUCGUGAGUGGUACACUGCGCGCCAACGUGGUGGGGGUUUUGGUCCCUACUCUUACGUCCUCUGUACCGGCGACCGCACUGGUGAGCAGUGCGGAGGCCCGCACUCCACCCAGCGCUGCUUUGGUCGCCUGACAGACGCCUGGCGUCGCCAAUUCCUUGAGGCGUCAGAGAUCCCUCGCUGGGGAGAUCUGGCUAAGGCCGGGGUUGCAAUCUUUGAUCUUAACUUUGAUGAUAUUCUUGCUGCCAUGUAUGCUGUUGCUGAUAGUGUUGAGGGUGCCUGUUACCUGUGUGUACCGCCUGACCCGGGCAUUGAGGCUGCUGCUCUAGGUGCUGGUGAGGCUGCUGCUCUAGGUGCCAGUGCGUCUGCCGCCCCAGGUGCUGGUGAGUCUGCUCUCUCAGGUACUACGUCGGCUCAGGCCUUCCACACCUUCACCCUGGACUCGGGUGCGUCCCGCUCCUUCUUUCGAGACAGCACCACUCUUACGCCACUUAGUCGGCCGGUUGCAGUCUCCUUGGCAGAUCCCUCUGGGGGUCCUGUCCUUGCUAGCUUCUCCACUGUCCUUCCGUGCCCUGCAGCCCCCUCUGGCACCCUGUCUGGUCUCUACCUCCCCUCGUUCUCUAUGAACUUGGUGAGUGGAGCGGACCUACAGGAUCGAGGGGUAGCUGCGUCGAGUCAGGUGUUUGCUGCGGCGUCCAGGUCUGGUCCUGAGUCUACCCCCUGCUCGUGUCGUCUGCUGUCCCACCAGACUCUCCUUUGGCACCACCGCCUUGGUCACCCCUCCCUGCUUCGUCUCCGAGGCAUGGCCUCUCGUGUCCUUGUCUCUGGUCUCCCUCGGUCUCUCCCUCCCCUUCCUCUAGGGCCUGGCCCUACCUGCGUCCCCUACGUCAAGGGGCGACAGCGCGCCGCCCCUCACUCCUCCGAGUUUCCUCCGACAGAGGCUCCGCUGCAGACGCUACACAAGGACGUGUGGGGCCCAGCCCGCGUCAGUGGGCAGGGGCACGAGCGGUACUUUCUGCUGGUCGUUAACGACUAUUCGCGUUACACCACAGUCUUCCCCUUGCGCAGCAAGAGUGACGUCACUGAGGUGUUGAUCGACUCGAUCCGCGCAGCUCGUCUCCUGCUCAAAGAGAGUUUCGGCUCGGACUUUCCUGUUCUACGUCUGCACUCGGACAGAGGCGGGGAGUUUUCCGCUGCCCGUCUGGGAACCUUCUGUCGUGCACAGGGAAUCCGCCAGACCUUCACGCUUCCGGCCUCUCCACAGCAAAAUGGGAUUGCUGAGCGCCGCAUUGGCAUGGUCAUGGACGUCGCUCAUACGUCCAUGAUGCAUGCGGCUGCCCCCCAUUUUCUGUGGCCGUUUGCGGUUCAGUACGCCGCGCAUCAGCUCAACCUUCAGCCCCGGGUCUCCUUGCCAGAGACCUCCCCCGCCUUGCGAUGGACCGGGGAGGUUGGCGAUGCGUCUGCGUUUCGGUUUUACCACCCCACCUCGCGCCGUGUUCUGUCCUCUCAGGGCGUCACCUUUGACGAGUCGGUGCCUUACUACCGUCUCUUCCCCUACCGGAGUGUGUCCCAGGUAGACGCAGUCGAGCGUGUCGAGGUAGCUGUUGACUAUGGUGCUGCUAGAGGUGCUGAGCCUGCGAGUGCCGGGUCUGAGGGUGCUAGGUCUGGGGGUGCUGAGACUUGGGUUGCUGAGCCUGGGGGUGCUGAGUCUAGGGGUGCUGAGCGUGGGGGUGCUGAGUCUGGGGGUGCGGAGCCUGGCGGUGCUGGGUCUGCUUGUGUGGCCGCCGGCGGUGCUUCCUCGAGGCGGGAGCCGCUCUCUCCACAGGUGCUGCGAGAGUGGUUCGCCCGCCGCUGGAGACGUGCUGCUGAGCCUGGGGGUGCUGCUGGAGCUACUGGAGUUGGCUCUACUGGAGCUGUUGUCGGUGCUAGUGCUGCUGGAGGUGGAGCUGCUAGGGGUGUUGGCGCUGCUGGUGUUUCUACUGGUGCUGGUGCGUCUAGGGGUGCUUUUGAGGCUGCAGGUGCUGACGGUUCUACUGGAGUUGGUGCUGCUGGAGCUGGAGCUACUCGGGGUGUUGGCGCUGGCGGUGCUGCUGGUGCUGGUGCUUGA
Messenger RNA from Closterium sp. NIES-65, 3009 nucleotides. The record is from the annotation of a GenBank genome assembly. Lineage: Eukaryota; Viridiplantae; Streptophyta; Zygnematophyceae; Desmidiales; Closteriaceae.